Molecule: messenger RNA, 1683 nt
Organism: Neoarthrinium moseri
Lineage: Eukaryota; Fungi; Ascomycota; Sordariomycetes; Amphisphaeriales; Apiosporaceae
Exons: 1
Coding region: 1-1683 (560 amino acids)
Source: RefSeq, a predicted model, not a curated record
AUGGCCGAACCGGCGCCACCUACUAUACCCUUUCUGAAACAGGCGUUCCUCAAGCUCCUCGAGGCACUUGGAGGAAAAGCCAGAGUGUGUCUGUUUAUGGAUGGGCUGGAUGAGUACGCCCGUGAGCACCUGGACAUGAUCAACUUAUUUCGCAGCUGCGCCAGACUGCCUUAUGUCAAGCUCUGCCUAUCCAGUCGGCCAUUGACUGUCUUCGAACAAGCAUUUUCGGCACUUCCUAGAAUGAAAUUGCAGAACUUUACUAAGGGUGACAUACGCCACUACGUCAAAUCUAACUUAUAUGGCCACCCUCACAUGGAGCAGCUAUCGAGGAGGUACCCUAAGCACGGGCCGCAGUUGCCUAAUGAGAUUGUGGAAAAGUCUAUGGGCGUGUUCUUAUGGGUAAAACUUGUUGUGAGAUCCUUGCUGCAAGGCUUGUGUGACUUCAACCGUAUAUCGGACCUCAAGAAACGGGUGCAGUAUCUCCCCGAAGAUCUCGAGGCCCUUUCCGCUCAUAUCUUGAGGAACAUUGACCCAUUAUACCACGCUCAGGCCUCAAGAAUCUUCCAGAUCGUGCGCCUGGCCCAGAGACACUCACCCGACCGGGUCACACUGCUCAAUCUCUCCUGGGCCGACGACGAAGAAGACGAGUGGGCCGAAGCCGCCCCAAUGCAGCCACUCCCCGAAGAUGACAUAUCGUUCCGCUGUGAGACGACGGAUGCCCGAUUGAAGAGCGUCUGCGCCGGCCUUCUGGAAUCCAACGAUGUCCGCUUCUCAGAUUUAAGGCCAGAUGUGUGGGAUGGGCUCAUCUCCCGAACAUCAGGGACUGGGUUUAGUCCACACCUCGCGAUGCUGAAAUCAAGCAUCUUGCACUUGAAAGCCCUAGAUACCAGCUUCCGCUUACCAAGACAUGCAACGGAAGAUACGGAACACUGCUUGUCGUGGCUGGACAUGAGAAUCAUCGCCGAGGCGUUGCAAUAUGCCAAAGUCGCCGAAGACGAUCUGGGAGUGGAAUUCCCCGGAUUGCUAGAUCAGCUGGACAUUGUUGCUUCGCAGCAGUGGUUUGUAUUGAAUAAGUCUGCCGUGCACUGGUCGUAUGGCAUUGAUCUCCCAGGCAUCAAGCCAAUUGGAAAAGCGAGCACGUUCUACGAGGUCGCCAAGUGCAUGGGCCUGGAGCACUAUACCAGGCUCAAAUACGAAACGGCUGAGAUUGUUGACCAGCAGGUGAACCAGCACCUACUCAUGCAAUCUAUUCCGUUUACAUCGGGGGUUGGCAAUCCUCAGACAUACUGCCCCGACCUCGAGCGGAUGCGCUAUGCGCUUCGGAACGGCACGAGUCCUAAUUUGAGCCCGAGUGGGAUCACACCUUGGGAAGCAGUCCUCCUCGACGCGACAGAGUGCUUUCAUACGAGGCCUCACAGUUUUGCCAACCAACUGUUGCCAUCACCUUGGGAGCAGGUGGCUGCCUCUUGGGCGUGUAUUAUCAGGCUGUUCGCAGAAUACGGGGCAGACCCGACUUUAGUGACCAGAAGACACCCCAGGCUUCCCGGUCAUCCACGGCUGACGCCAAACGACGUAGCCGAGACUCUUUUCCCCGAAUUCCUAGCCACAGAAUCUGCAGAAGUGAGCAGAUUAUUGAGCGAAGCGAGGAGGAGAGCAAAGGACAGGCUUGACCAUAAAGCAUAG